CGUCUGCAAAGUGAUGACGUAGCAAGUGCGCCCAUCAUUCCUUUCCCGACGCGUGCGCAGACGGCCGUGGGGUUUCCGUGGAGAUGUCGGUUCGCGUGAAACGGGAGCGGGAUUCCCGGCCGCUCUCCAGCCGCGUCAAGACUGAGGCUGUCUGGGACGGAGGGAUCGCGUCGCGCAGGCCGGCGGACCCUGCCGCGGAAGCGGGUCCCGUGCGAGUGAAGCGGGAGCCCGAAGACGAGCCCAGGAUCAAGCAGGAGCCCGGGGAGGAGGAGGAGGAGGAGGAGAACGAGCCCACCGCAAAAUAUGGCCGAUUUGACCCUGAGGACCGACGAAGCAGACACUGCCCCUACUUGGACACCAUAAACAAGAGUGUGUUGGACUUUGACUUUGAGAAGCUGUGUUCUAUUUCUCUCUCGCAUAUCAACGUCUAUGCUUGUUUGGUGUGUGGGAAAUAUUUCCAGGGUCGGGGCUUGAAAUCCCAUGCUUACAUCCACAGUGUCCAGUUCAGCCAUCAUGUCUUCCUCAACCUUCACACCCUGAAGUUCUACUGCCUGCCAGACAACUAUGAAAUCAUUGACUCUUCGCUUGAGGAUAUCACUUAUGUUCUGAAGCCCACCUUCACCAAGCAGCACAUUGCCAACUUGGACAAGCAGGCUAAGCUCUCUCGGGCCUACGAUGGCACCACCUACCUGCCAGGCAUUGUGGGACUGAACAACAUAAAAGCCAACGACUAUGCCAAUGCGGUCCUCCAGGCCCUGUCGAACGUCCCGCCCCUACGGAAUUAUUUCCUGGAGGAGGAGAACUACAAGAGCAUCAAGCGUCCUCCAGGAGACAUCAUGUUUCUGCUGGUCCAGAGGUUUGGAGAACUCAUGAGGAAGCUGUGGAAUCCCCGAAAUUUCAAAGCUCAUGUCUCUCCCCAUGAAAUGCUGCAGGCGGUGGUUCUUUGCAGCAAGAAGAACUUCCAGAUCACCAAGCAAGGCGAUGCGGUCGAAUUUCUUUCCUGGUUCUUGAAUGCCCUGCAUUUGGCUCUUGGUGGGACAAAGAGAAAGAAAAAGACCAUUGUGACAGAUGUCUUUCAGGGCUCCAUGCGGAUAUUUACCAAGAAGUUGCCACACCCAGAUCUGCCUGCAGAGGAGAAGGAGCAGUUGCUCCAGAAUGACGAGUAUCAGGAGAAGAUGGUGGAGUCCACCUUCAUGUACCUGACUCUGGAUCUCCCCACUGCCCCGCUGUACAAGGAUGAGAAGGAGCAGCUGAUCAUUCCACAGGUGCCCCUUUUCAACAUCCUGGCCAAGUUCAAUGGAAUUACAGAGAAGGAAUACAAAACCUACAAGGAGAACUUCCUGAAGCGCUUUCAGCUCACCAAGUUGCCACCUUACCUCAUCUUCUGCAUCAAGAGGUUUACCAAGAACAAUUUUUUUGUGGAGAAGAACCCCACCAUUGUCAACUUCCCCAUCACGAAUGUGGACCUGCGAGAGUACCUGUCCGAGGAAGUGCAGGCGGUGCACGAGAACACGACCUACGAUCUCAUUGCGAAUAUUGUGCACGAUGGGAAACCUGCGGAAGGAGCCUACAGGAUCCACGUGCUGCAUCAUGGAACGGGCAAGUGGUAUGAGCUGCAAGAUUUGCAGGUGACCGACAUUCUCCCCCAGAUGAUCACGCUUUCUGAGGCUUACAUCCAGAUCUGGAAGAGGCGAGAUGGCAAAGAAGAGACUAACCAGCAAGGGGCAUAAAAGGGAGAGCGGGAGCUGCGGAGGACUCGAGAGGGCAGGGGCGGGCGGGCCCCCAACACCUCUCCUGCAGGUUCUGGAGGGUUCCAGCCGUGGGGCAGCUGGGGCCGUGCAGGGAACUUGACCUCCCUUUGAGAAGACUCCCUUCCCCAGUGUGGUUCGUCCGCCCCUUCUUCAGACCAUCCGGAUCAACAGGCCCUCCUCGCUGCCACUUUAGUCGACCCAGAGUGUGCAAGAUGGCCAAGCGAGGGACUUGCCGAGGCCUCUCUGGCCGCCGCUUGCCUUCUGCCUGUAGAAACCUUCUGUUCAGGCAGCCUCCAGGGCUGUGGGGCGGGAGGAGCCGGGUGUCUUGUGUGGGGUGCUGCUGCAUCCACCCCCCUGUUUCUGCAUUAAACGUGUGCACUUGGUUUUGUACGUA
Messenger RNA from Pogona vitticeps (central bearded dragon), 2145 nucleotides. RefSeq names its product ubiquitin specific peptidase 39 (gene USP39). Lineage: Eukaryota; Metazoa; Chordata; Lepidosauria; Squamata; Agamidae. Gene Ontology annotation, biological process: mRNA processing; spliceosomal complex assembly; protein deubiquitination. The record is from RefSeq and is a predicted model, not a curated record. Gene Ontology annotation, molecular function: cysteine-type deubiquitinase activity; zinc ion binding.